UUUGAAUUUGGCUCGGCGGCGCUCUGCGCCUGCGCUCAGCCUCUGGCAUGCUGGCUCCUUCCAAGCAGCUGUUUUGGGUUUGAAAUUCCAACAUGGCAGAGGCUGCAGUCCGUCUUCCCUUCAAAAACUUGGAAUGAUUUCAAAUCAUAGGCACCUUCACUUAACCCUAGCUUCCAUUCAUCAGCAAACACAUCGGAUCGAUGCUACGCUAACCUAUCGGGAGCUCGCUCUGCGCGUCUAGGUUAAAUGAAUACCUGACGAAAGGGCCCACGUUUCAAGGCAGUGACAUUUGAUAGCUGAGAGGAAAAGUGGCUUUAAUGAAAAGCAACCUUUGGAAUUCCUGCUUGUGAGAAAUCCAAUUCAGCUUUUUGUGCUACCAGCAAGAAAUGAUCAGUAGCACCAGUGUUUAUGGUCCCAGGUCUUUAUGUAUGGACACAAAGAAUGAUAGAAUUCUAGGUCUUGGGAGGAGGCUUGAAGAUGCAGUGGACGCCGGAGCAUGCCCAGUGGCCAGAACAGCACUUUGACAUCACCUCUACCACUCGGUCUCCCGCCCACAAAGUUGAAGCCUAUAGAGGUCAUUUACAGCGCACCUACCAGUAUGCCUGGGCGAAUGAUGACAUAUCUGCUCUGACUGCGUCCAACCUUCUGAAAAAAUAUGCAGAGAAGUAUUCUGGCAUUUUGGAAGGUCCCGUAGACCGACCUGUACUCAGCAAUUAUUCAGACACACCAUCAGGACUCGUGAAUGGUCGGAAAAAUGAUAGCGAACCCUGGCAGCCUUCCUUGAAUUCAGAAGCCGUUUAUCCUAUGAACUGUGUGCCGGAUGUCAUCACUGCCAGCAAAGCUGGUGUCAGCUCAGCCCUCCCUCCAGUAGACGUCUCGGCAAGUAUAGGGAGCUCCCCUGGGGUGGCCAGCAACCUGACAGAGCCAAGUUACUCAAGUAGUACCUGUGGAAGCCACACAGUACCUAGUCUUCAUGCGGGGCUCCCAUCUCAGGAAUAUGCUCCGGGAUACAACGGCUCAUAUUUGCAUUCUACCUACAGCAGCCAGGCCACACCUGCACUUCCUUCGCCUCAUCCGUCCCCGUUGCAUAGUUCUGGGCUUUUGCAGCCACCACCCCCUCCUCCUCCCCCACCAGCCCUGGUCCCAGGCUACAACGGGACUUCCAAUCUCUCCAGUUACAGUUAUCCCUCUGCUAGUUAUCCUCCUCAAACUGCCGUGGGGUCUGGGUACAGCCCUGGGGGAGCACCCCCUCCUCCUUCAGCAUACCUGCCUUCAGGAAUUCCUGCUCCCACCCCUCUGCCCCCCACUACCGUCCCUGGCUACACCUACCAAGGUCAUGGUUUGACACCCAUCGCACCCUCUGCUCUGACCAACAAUUCAGCAAGUUCUCUGAAAAGGAAAGCUUUCUAUAUGGCAGGGCAAGGAGACAUGGACUCCAGUUACGGAAAUUACAGCUAUGGCCAACAGAGAUCGACACAGAGUCCUAUGUACCGAAUGCCCGACAACAGCAUUUCAAACUCGAAUCGGGGGAAUGGCUUUGACAGAAAUGCUGAAACAUCAUCCUUAGCAUUUAAGCCAACAAAGCAGCUGAUGCCCUCUGAGCAGCAAAGGAAAUUCAGCAGCCAGUCCAGUAGGGCUCUGACCCCUCCUUCCUAUAGUACUGCUAAAAAUUCAUUGGGAUCAAGAUCCAGUGAAUCCUUUGGGAAGUAUACGUCGCCAGUCAUGAGUGAGCACGGAGACGACCAUCGGCAGCUCCUCGCUCAUCCAAUACAAGGUCCGGGACUCCGUGCAGCUACCUCAUCCAACCACUCUGUGGACGAGCAACUGAAGAAUACUGACACACACCUCAUUGACCUGGUCACCAAUGAGAUCAUCACCCAAGGACCUCCUGUGGACUGGAGCGACAUAGCUGGUCUUGACCUGGUGAAGGCGGUUAUUAAGGAGGAGGUUUUGUGGCCAGUGCUGAGGUCAGAUGCAUUCAGUGGGCUGACCGCCUUACCUAGAAGCAUCCUUCUCUUCGGACCUCGGGGUACAGGCAAAACACUUUUGGGCAGAUGCAUAGCUAGUCAGCUAGGGGCCACGUUUUUCAAAAUUGCUGGUUCCGGACUCGUUGCAAAGUGGUUAGGAGAAGCGGAGAAAAUCAUCCACGCCUCUUUUCUGGUGGCCAGGUGUCGCCAGCCCUCGGUGAUUUUUGUUAGUGACAUUGACAUGCUUCUGUCCUCUCAAGUGGGCGAGGAACACAGUCCAGUCAGUCGGAUGAGAACCGAAUUUCUGAUGCAGCUGGACACUGUACUAACUUCGGCUGAGGACCAAAUCGUAGUCAUUUGUGCCACCAGUAAACCAGAAGAAAUAGAUGAAUCUCUUCGGAGGUACUUCAUGAAAAGACUUUUAAUCCCACUUCCUGACAGCACAGCGAGGCACCAGAUAAUAGUACAGCUGCUCACACAGCACAAUUACUGUCUCAAUGACAAGGAGUUUGCACUGCUUGUCCAGCGCACAGAAGGCUUUUCUGGACUAGACGUGGCUCAUUUGUGUCAGGAAGCAGCAGUGGGACCUCUCCAUGCUAUGCCAGCUACAGACCUUUCAGCCAUUAUGCCCAGCCAGUUAAGGCUCGUUACAUAUCAAGACUUUGAAAAUGCUUUCUGCAAGAUUCAGCCUAGCAUAUCUCAAAAAGAGCUUGAUAUGUAUGUUGAAUGGAACAAAAUGUUUGGUUGCAGUCAGUGAUAACAUCUUUAAAAAAGAAAAAAAAUGUAAUGAAUGUUGGCACACACAUAAAACCUGCUACAUAGGGAAUAGAGCCCCUUUCCAGUAGUGUUUCAAUUGCUAAGGGUACUGGGGAAGACAACGAUUAUGUUGCAUCUUUAGAGUCAGGGUAGCUUUGGAAGAAGCAGGCAUCAGAUGAGAGCCUCUGAUUUGGAAGCCCCAGCUGACAGAAAGCAUAUACAUGUGGAUGCUCAGAUCGGUUCAAGCUAGAUGACACUCACCGAGAAGCAAGGUGCAAGUGUGUUGAUUUCAGAAGGACAUGAACCUCGUGUGUUGAUUCCAUUCUGCUGUUCUCGAGAUUUAGUUGCUGUCAAGUGCCUGGAGUGGUGCUUUAUUUUUUUUGUUUGUUUGUUUGUUUGCCUCACAAUUACAUUGGUGGCAUGUGCUAAUAUAAAGAGCUUUAACUUCAAACACUAUUGGACUAAAGAGAUGAACGGUUGUGUUACAACAGAAAACCAGAUUUUUUUGCCAUUUUAAGAGCAACAGUAUUCCUCAAUCCUGUCUGUUCUGCAGUGUUAGCUAAGAACAGGUAAAACAGGGUAACGGUGAUCUGGACCUUAAUUUCUGCAGUUCAUUUCUUUUAAUGUUCUUGUCUGCAAAAACUCAGGAAAGUGAUUGUGAUUUGUACAGUACCUCAAAGGAAUGUGUUAAAAGCACUAUGUACUGCUGAGAGUAAUAGGGUAGGCUUCAAUGUUACUUUAUAUUAAAAUGUAUGUUUACCUCAACAAUUGGAGAAUAGCAAGGAAAAUUAUUUUGAAUGUAUCCAGAAAAGAAAAGAAAAAUACUGAAGUGUGAUACAACUGAAUAUUUACAGUUUAAAAGUAGAAGUGGAAGGGUUUUUUUUUUAAAGUUCUCUUACUAAUUAUGGGGAAUUAUUAACCAGAGCAGAACAAUUGCUGAAGAGUUAUUAAUGCAUUGCUCUCCAUGAUGAUUAAGUGGAAAUGUUCAUAGAAGUUACACUGGUUAAUUGAAAAGCUGUGUCUUCAGUUUGUGUUGGUGUUUAGAGCAGUCAGCUGCAGACCUGUUUAAGACCCUGAAAGUGACAGAACCUACAAACUGUAUCUGCCUUCUACUGCCAUGGUGGAGGUGGUGGUGGUGGAGCUGGUGGUGGUGGAGGUGGUGGUGGUGGAGGUGGUAUGUUUUGGAAGCUCUCUUCUAAACCUCUAGGGGAAGAGUCUAUUCUACUCACUCAGAGUUCCUAGGCUUACAGAGCUGUUUCACAAAAAGCAGAGGAUAGAACCAAAUCAAACACACAAACUUAAAAAAAAAAAAAAAAAAAAAAAAAAAAAAAAAAAGAGCAACCAAUCACAUGUAUCUGCAGAGCCCCUCCCACACGUGCCCCUCCCACACGCCGCAUCUAGACUUCGAUCUUCAGAGUGCACUUUCUCGCUUCUCAUCCUCAACCUCACCCCCACCCUGGGCUGUAGAACUCCUACGUUCAUUUCUACCUCAGUUUCGUUAUGUUUCUUUUGGAAAGUCAAGUGAGAAAUUAGACGUGGACAUGUAUACCACAACAGAGCUUGCCAAAUGUGGGGACUUUUGUGUCCUGUUGUGUUUUCUUCCCUCCUUUGUCUACUUCCCCCGUAACACCAGUCUUGAUGCAUUCUUUCGCCUCUGAAGACUCCCACACAGCAAUGUGGCAGUCCUUUCUCACCCUGCCCCUCUGCUCCUGCUUCCACCAGGUCGUUCUUUGUCUUCUGUUAUGCAGUAUGUGCAAGUUUUCAUUGACAGCUGGCUGAAGUUCACCAAUGUCUCUCUCUCACUGUCACAGUGCAGGACAGAGCUUUCCACAGCCACUGCCUGUGCAGAAUCAGAGCAGCCUAGCAUUUUGAAUGUAUUUUCCUGUUUUUCCCUCCUUUUCUUUUCUUUUAUUUUUCUUUUUUCUUUCUUUCUUUCUUUUUUUUAAUUUUGUUUAAAUUUAGAGAUGCAGUAAUUGUUGCGAAGCACUGGCAUUUUGUGUAUUCAAUAAGUGAUGUACAUUUUUAAGGUAAUUUUAAAUAAAUGCAAUGGCAGCCCCAUGAAAGGUCUUUCUGUUAUUUUUUUCCUUCUUUUUUUUUUUCCUGAGCUCAUCUACAAGUUAAUUCUCUGAAACACUUAACACAGAGAAACUGAAUGAGAAAAUGAACUCGUGGCAUUUCAAACAUUUUAUGAUAUUUGAUUAGUAAUCUUUCUCUCUUUUUUUUCCCAUUGCUAAAACUGAGCAAAUGAACUAGAAUUUAAUGGACUGUGAACAUCUAUCAACUAACACUGUUCUAAAAUAGAUCCCAUAUUUUAAAAGCAGUGCCUUUCACUAAGGAGACACAAAUGAUAAUACUACUUAGAUAUGUCCUCUUUUUCACAAGUGAUUAAAUGCUAUAGUCAUAUUCUGGAUCUACCCUGUGCACUGCCCAUGAUAAGGAGAUUCUAAUAUUCACGAACUUGUGAGCCCAUAUUGACCUCAUUCACAAGUUUAUUCUCUGUGCAGUACUGACCCAUCUUUGCUAUUAGAGCUCACACCUCAUUUCCACCAAUAUGCUGUGCUCACUAAUAAAGUGAAAAGUAAAAACAUCUGGCAUGUUUUGACAAACCCAAUCCUCUUUAGUCAACCUUCGAGAACCCAGUAUUAACCCACAUUGUUUGGUGUGUGGUUUGCGGGACUUAAUGCCAAAUAUAUGAGAUGACAAUUGUGCUUUGUUCUCACAGUACUGAUAAUAAACUGAAGUCAUACAUGUUGGCUGAUAGCUUUAAAUGGCUUUAAAUUAGUUUGAGAUAUGAAUGACUUAAAGAUUAGUUUGAGAUAUGAGUGGUCUGAGAUCCAUGCAUUGAGCAGAAGCUUGAAAUUAUAUGUAAUUUUCACUUAGCCUACCCAAGUCUAGAAUUAUCUGAUAGCAAAGCAGGCAAGUUGAAGAAAUGAAACACUCACUCUCUAGCAAGGUUUUGAACUCCAUGUGACAGCAGUGUGAAAACUCCAAUGAACUAUCAUAAUCAGGACAUCUUUUCUGACCAUCCAUUUGAGAGCUUGGGGGAGAACAAGUUCCAGAUCUCCAGAAGUGAGCAUGGAUAUUCAGCCCUAGAACAAAUAGGUAACUGUUGGCCUGUCUUUGAUUGCUUGGAAUUUGGAGGAGGCUCCUAAUGAGUGUAAGGUAGUGAACCAGUCAAUCCUUUCCAGUUGCAGGAGGAGAUCCAACCAGCCUCCUUUACAACCCUUAAUUCCUUCUUCACAACUGUAAUAACAUUUCCAACAGGGAUGAAAAGGAGGAAGGGGGAGACUACUUCAGGCAAAGGAUCAAUAGACAUUCAAGAGGUAGUUCAUCGUGGGUAUAUAUGGGACACUAGUGAAAAUACUCUAUGCUGCUGGCUUGUUUCUCUCCAAAAUAUUUAGAACAUUAGUGACAAUGUGGAGAACUUUGCUGACUGAGCUGGUCAAUGGAAUGUGAAGGCAGUAUACUUUAAGGCUAUUUACUCUCACACAGAAUGUUUAUCUAUUAGUCAGUUUGUAUUCUACUCAAAUGCAGAUAGACGGGUAUAAUGUUUUCUUGUGCAUUUGAAACCUAUCAAGGAGAAAAUAAACCAUUCCACUAAAAUACAUAGGCCAAACACCAUCUGGACAAGUGAUAAACACUAUCCAGAGGCUAUACUAAAUGCAAGGUCAAUUUACAUAGGCUGCAGAGCACUUGGCUAUGCAGUUUUGAAAUGUAGACUUCCAAAAAAAAAUCCAAAUUAAUUCUUGCAAUAGGUCAUUGUAAAUUUAAAUAUAUUUCUGAGUUGGAAAGGAUGUUUUAGAGGCAUUUAGAAUUUCUUCCUCUGAAAAUAUAUCCAACCUCAAGCAGGAAGGUAUUUCUGUAUGCCCACUCUCAUGUUUCUUAGCAAGAAUUGGGAAUCCUGAUUAUUAAGUCCAUAUUACAGAGUGAAAGGCACAUAGUUUAUUGAACUAUUGAGGCCACUAAAGUUCUAAUAUAUAUAAAUAUAAAUAUAAGUAUAAUUAGUGUGUGUGUGUGUGUGUGUGUGUGUGUGCUGUGUCAACCACUACCUAUUUGAACUUUAAAAUGAACCCGUUUUUUCACAUUAUCUAGAGGUAACUGCUUGCUUUCUUUUUUCCUACGUGCCAAAAUACACAUGACUACUUCAAAAUUCUGUUCAAAUAUGACUUUUUAUUUUAGUAAAACCUUCAGUUUUGAAUCAUUUGCUGAUGUAAUGAAAGACGCUAGCAAAGACAACGCGAUUAGUAUUUCAGAAUUCACCACCAGCCAUACUUGUGACUAACCAACCCAUGAACUAAAGCUCACAGUCUGCUAAGACCUUUGGUUGACAUUCGAUUUUGAACCUGCCAGAUGCAUUUGUGUGAACCAGGGAUACUGCAUCUUUAAUGAACAAGUCUCUCCUCUUUCCCCUGUUUUUAAAUACAACACAAGGGGUGUAGCACUAGGCACUGCAAUUGUCAAAGACAAUUAGACUGAAAGCAGGGAAAUCUCACCUCCCUGUCUCAGUGAUAUGUAGAAUGUGGGCAGCCUGGGUCAGCCUUGCCACAGAGUGGUGUGAGAAGAUAUGAAUCAGUCCUAUAGAAUGUUAAAUAUUUAUAAAAUGGUUUUGUAGUGCGCCAAGGUUGGGAGCACAUUCAUUUCUUCUUUUUGUCUUAUGAAACAAAAGGAAAAAAAAAAGCAAAAGUUUAUUUCUAGGCUUCUUCUCUCCCUAGGCAUAGGUAUAUUCUCUCUCUCUCUCUCUCUCUCUCUCUCUCUCUCUCUCUC
Mus caroli (Ryukyu mouse) is the source of this 7487-nucleotide messenger RNA. It is a transcript of the gene Fign, whose product is annotated as fidgetin, microtubule severing factor. Gene Ontology annotation, molecular function: microtubule severing ATPase activity; ATP hydrolysis activity; ATP binding. NCBI's taxonomy places the organism in Eukaryota, Metazoa, Chordata, Mammalia, Rodentia, Muridae. The record is from RefSeq and is a predicted model, not a curated record.